AUGAGACUAAUUAUUGGUCUUGCAUUAAUUAUACAAUGUGUACUGUGCACCAACAAUACUCUCACGACGAACGGGGAGUGCACGAGAUUGACGUUGACCGUUAAAGAACAUGAAUACGACAAUGCCACUUCACUUAUCGAUGAGCACAAGGCGGAAAUCGUUGCGCUAAGGAAAGCGUUCGAAGCGAAUCCGUUGAGAAAUCCAUUAGUUUUGCAUUACGGAGGGGAUCCGACACACUACAAACUGAAACUAGAGAUCAAGCGUGUUCAAAAAGGAGAUAAUGAACCGAAGAAUGAAGAAGGAGAUAUUGCUGUUAAACGAUUAACGGGUUACGAUAAAAAUGGAAUAAAACACGUGACGGUAGAAUAUUAUACAUCAACGAACACCAUCUACAUACCUCUAGAAGAAGGAACAUUUGAUAAAUUCAUGGAAAAAUGUACACCAACAAAAAAUACACAAAAGAUGGGCGCCAUCGAUUCGCAUGUACCGUCAUCGUCGACGGCGUCCAACUAUGUCACAACAUCCGUCGCCGAGCAGGAAAAUGUUCAAAAUCGAGGGAAUCAGAGUUUGAACCGUGGAAAGACUAUUCGAAAUUACAAAUCUCUACAGUACAAUCAUGGAAUGUACAGUGAUUAUAACCGGCAAGGUUCCCAGCAGCAAGGAUAUCAAUAUUUUAACCCUAUCGAUACCAAUUCGCACAGAACCUUGUACCAACAACAGUUGACUCGAAACGGUAUGAACAACAUGAAAAAUCAACAAUAUGGAAAUGAUCCGGGAAAGAUGGACAGCAGUCAACAUCAAAAAUUUAAUCCCCACACACAUCCAGAACCAUUCUAUCCAGGAGAAACUGAUUCGAAGUCAUUGCUGGCUCAACAAGCGUUAAAUAAACGAAAAAUGUUCGAACAUCUUGAUAUUAACGAAAUGGGUAAAUUAACUCUACCAGAAUUCAGAAGGUAUUCAUUCAAAUCUGUUGGAUAA
This is a messenger RNA of Necator americanus (New World hookworm), 978 nucleotides long. RefSeq lists its product as uncharacterized. Lineage: Eukaryota; Metazoa; Nematoda; Chromadorea; Rhabditida; Ancylostomatidae. Bases 1 to 978 code for a protein of 325 amino acids. The transcript has 3 exons. The record is from RefSeq and is a predicted model, not a curated record.